AAUUAGAAACCCUCAUUCCAUACGACCCAGAGCAAUAACUCUUACAACUUUAUUUGCUAAAAAUCUACAUCAAACUGUCAUGGGGCUUUGUAUAUAAAUGGGAAAUUAGUUAGUGUUUCCGUAAUACCCGACCUAACCAACCAACUAGGAUUCGAAUAGUACAAACAUAACUUUUUGAUGUGGAAAACAUGGAAGUAACAAAGUCCUAUGUACCAUGUGACAGAUAUCUUCCUACAAAGAGCAACAGAGAGACAUGGGCACUAGAAAAGGACAUCCGUACCUUAAUUCUGAAGGUAGUAAAAGAAAGAAAGGAAGCCGGGUUCGAAAAGGACUUAUUGCAAAUGCUUCUUGAAGGGGCAAAAAACAGUGAAUUAAGCCCAGAUGUUCUUGAUCGAUUCAUUGUUGAUAACUGUAAAAACAUUUACUUGGCUGGAUAUGAGACUACUGCUGUUUCAGCUACAUGGUGUCUCAUGCUUUUGGCCUCGAAUCCGGUGUGGCAGGAACGAGCUCGAGCAGAGGUUGUCGAAAUUUGCAAGGGCCAAAUCCCGGAUUCUGAUAUGAUCCGAAAGAUGAAACUGCUAACAAUGGUGAUCAAUGAAUCAUUACGCCUUUACCCUCCAGUGGCAGUUGUCUCAAGAGAAGCUUUCAAGGACAUGAAAUUUGGCAACAUUAAUGUUCCCAAAGGAGUAAAUGUCUGGACCUUUGUCUUGACACUACAUACGAAUCCAGAAAUAUGGGGCCCCGACUCGUACGAUUUCAACCCGGAUAGGUUUGUAAAUGGGAUCACAGGUGCAUGCAAACUUCCACAUUUGUACAUGCCAUUUGGGGUUGGCCCUAGGGUUUGUUUGGGACAGAAUUUGGCAUUGGUUGAACUCAAAGUGCUUAUUGCUCUAAUUUUGUCCAACUUCAGCUUCAGUCUUUCACCAACUUAUAUUCACUCUCCUGCUUUGAGUUUGGUGAUAGAGCCUGGCAAUGGUGUUAACUUAUAUUUGAAGAAGUUGUAAAAGUACUUAGUUCUAUAGGAAUUACCGUGUUCAAGAUGUUGUGCAAUACAAAAGUAGUUCGUUCUGUUCCUCAUCGAAGAGAUUGAAAAUUUGCAUCAUUGUUCAUUAAUCUUUAUAAUAAGCAAGUUAGUCUUCUACAUUUCAUUGA
Olea europaea var. sylvestris is the source of this 1152-nucleotide messenger RNA. Its product is annotated as cytochrome P450 714C2-like. Bases 189 to 1004 code for a protein of 271 amino acids. The record is from RefSeq and is a predicted model, not a curated record. Gene Ontology annotation, molecular function: heme binding; oxidoreductase activity, acting on paired donors, with incorporation or reduction of molecular oxygen; iron ion binding. The transcript has 2 exons. Lineage: Eukaryota; Viridiplantae; Streptophyta; Magnoliopsida; Lamiales; Oleaceae.